AUGUGCAUGGAAAAAAAAGGUAAGGAAUAUGCAAAAUUGUGUGAAGAAGUUAAAAAAAAGGAAAUAUAUAAUUUAAACAUAUUUUGUCCUAAAAAAGGGGUAUGCUCAAACAUGGAGAAAAAUAAAAAUUGUAUCGAUGGGAAUAAAUUAAUACAAUGCAAAAUUUGUGAAGAGAGUUACAGAUAUGACCUUAUAAGCCCGGCAAUAAAUUCGUGUGUUUAUUGCAGCUGGACUUCAUAUUUGGCAAUUCUUUAUUUUAUGAUAAUUGUGAUAUUUAUAAACAUUUUAAGAGUUAUAUAUAUUAAUAAUUUGGAAAUUACAAGAAUAAUAAAUGCUUUUAUCAAAUAUAUUCAUUAUAUUUCUCUUCUAAGGUCCUUUUUUUUGACAUAUUUAUAUAAUUGUUUUGUAUAUGAAUAUGUUAAUUCAAAUUAUGAUAAUGAGAUCAUAAAUGUUGUUUAUCUUUUUACCGUUGGAAUUCCACUGAACGAAAUAUUGGAUUGUGUAUUUACUAGCGGAACUAAUAGUGAACGAAUAAUACAGAAGAUAAAUUUUUUACUAUGCUGUCCUCUAUUAUUUUCAGUAUUGGCUAUAUUUGGAACAUCAAUUGUUUUUCGAAUUCGACAAAAUAAGAAGGAUUCAAAAAAUAGGGAAAAGUGGUCGAUUAUAAAUCCGUGUGAUUUGCUAGAUACAAAUUUAGUUAAAAAGGAAUCAAGCGAUAUAAGAUGUUCAAAUCCAUUCAAUAUGAAUAUAGAUAAUUGUGAAACGAAUAAUAUAAAUGUAGAAAUGGCGAUAGAUGAAGACAAAAAAUAUGACAUCGAUAAUUUAAAAAAUUGUUUCAUUUUAUUUUUUAUUUUAUAUAAUAAUUUUCUAUAUUUUGAAAUAAUCAGAUUAUGUAUUUUUUUUGGUUUUUGUAAUUAUGACGAAAAUCGAAAGGAAUACUUUUUAAUAAUUGACGAUUCGUUAAAAUGCUCAGAAGUAGGUUAUUAUUGGAAAGUUAUCAUAAUAAUAAUAUUUUGUACAUGUGUAAAAUUUAUGGAUUAUUUUUUAGUUUUAUUUAAAAAUAAUAAAAACAUUUGGAUUGUGAAAGAUAUUUUGUUGUUAUAUCAAAAAAUAGAAAAGCUUAAUAAAGUAGACAAUAUUUUGUUGUUAUUUUUUUUAAUAUUAUUUUAUAAACGUUUUUUAAAUAAUUCAAAUUCAUCCUUAAUAUAUAAUUAUAAAAACGGAUUAUAUAAUGCUAAUAUUCAUAUAUUUCAAUAUAUAUUAAUUAUUAUUCCUUUUUUUAUUUAUAUCUUAAUUAUGUAUUUGUAUGUGUACGAAUUUAAUGAUAGUGUGGGGAAAAAAUAUGAAAACAGAUGUGAUCGUGAAAAAUUAGAUGCAGAAAAAUUGGCUAUUAAAAAUAAUAAAAAACAAUAUGAAAAUAUAAAAUGUAUAAGUAAUAACUUAUAUUCUUGUAAUAACAUAAUCAAUGAUAACGUCAAAAUUGACAAAAAUGAGAAAGAAUCUGGAAAAAACAAUUAUAUUUUUAAUGCGAUCAUACAUGAAGAAGGUAAAAAAGAAGACCCAAAAAAUGAUAACAAAGUUAUAAAUAAUAAUUGGAAUCAAACUGAUAAAUUGAAUAAAACUAAUGAUAUUAGUAUGGUUAAGAUUAAAAUAGUUUUAUCCAAAUUAGUACAAAAAGUAAAAAAUCUUAAUAUGAAUAAAAUUGAAAACAAUGAUAAAAAAUUAGAUCAAUUCUUAUUUUCCUUUUCUCUUUUUUCAUAUGGAGCCAUUUUAUUAUCCUAUUAUCUAUUUUUAUCGUAUGUACAUAUAAACAAAUUUGCUGGUAUUUUAUCUAUUAUAGUAAUAGGAUGUAAUGGAGCAAUAUAUGUUUUCCUUUUUAGUAAGUUUAUAAUUUAUUUUAAAGAUGUCAUUAAAAAAAAAUGUGAAAUGGCAUUAAAUAUAAUUACAAAACAAAUAAGAAGCCUUGGAUUAUUUGGUAUAGGAACUCGUCAAAAGAAUAAAAAUGUCGAUAUGCUCAAAGAUGAUAAAAAAAAUGAUAAUAGUUUAAAAGUAAAAAGGACAAAAAUGGAAGAAGAUAUAAUAUUAAACAAAGAAAAUAAAAAUAUAAAACCAAUAAAUAAUAUUAUAAAGAAAAAUUGGGGUUAUAAUUAUGGUAAACAAAAUUUUAAAGGGAUUAACAGUUUUGUAGAAAAUAAUCAUAAAAAUAUAAAACAUAAAGUUAAAAGAUAUAAAUUAUUAAAUAUUUCAAAGACUUGGAUAAAUUUUUUAUAUAAUAUAAUCGAUUUAUCCAAUGAACCUGAGAUUUGUUUAGCCAUGCUAAUUUGUUUAACUUUACAAAAUGAUUUCCUUAAUAUGAAUUUAGACAGGUGUUUAGAGGUACUAGAAAACAAUAAGUUUUGCAAAAUAAGCAAUUUAAAGUUAGUAUUGAAAAAUUUUAUUAAAUAUAGAAAUAAAUUUUUAAAAAUAUUAUCAGAGAAUAGUAAUACAAGUAUUAGGUUUAAUAAUUGUAAAAUGGAUACGAAAUUUGAUGAAAUCAAAAGUAGUAAUAAUGCGAAUGACAAUAUAAUAUGUGAAUAUUAUGAGAGCUUAAUUGUUUUCUCAUGGGGGAUGAGUAUUUUAUGCUAUUGUAAUUUAAAAGACAUAAAUUAUAAUUUAUCAAAUAUUUUAUUAUAUGUAUCAAAUAUAUUAAAUACAUGCAAGUAUUUUAAAAAUAUUGUAGACAUAUAUUUUGGUGCUUAUUAUAAUUAUGAUUUUUCACAUGGCAAUAAAAACUCAAUUGAAGACAAUUUAAAAUGGAAUUUAUAUCCCUAUGAUAACUUGGAUUUUAAUAAUGAUUAUAAUUAUAUAGACCAUAAUUCAAAUUUAAAUAUUAUGGAUAAAGAAUAUAAUAAUGUUCAAGUUUAUUCAAAAGAUUUUCACGAACCGAUUUAUAAUGAUAUAUGUGGGAGUGCUUAUAGCGUAGGCAAGGAAAUGAAAUUUACUAAAAAUAAUAGAAUGUUAACACUAGUCGAUAGAAGAUGUGAUUCCAUAAACUACACGACUAAAGGGGAUUAUAAUAAUAAAGAACCCAUUUCAGGCUUAUUAAUAAACAGGAAUAUGAACAAUUGGGAAUUUAAUGAACAAAAUGAAGUAACGAAAAGAAAAUGGCUAGUAGACAUUUAUAAUAUGUACAUUUCGGAGUUGUGUAGGAUUUACAUUCAUUGUUUAUUAGUAGACAUAGGGGAACUAUAUUUUAAUAUACAUUAUAAUUGUACAUGUGAAAAAUAUAUAUGCAACAACCUAUUAAAUUUAUGGGGAUAUAAUAUAAGUAAUAAUUUAUAUAUGAAAAGAUAUUUUGAGCAUAUAGAAAAAUUUAAUAAGAAUAAUAUCAUGGAUAUAUUAUUAUAUAAUAAAGACAUAACCCUUAAUAUUGAUACCAAUUUUGUUUUAAAUAUAUCAGAUUAUAUAAACAAAAAUGUAAUAAAUAUUGAUUUUUAUAAUAUAUUUAAAAAAAUAGACAAAAGACAUAGGGCUAAGAUAAAAAAUUUAAUAAAGGAAGGAGAUUAUUUGAAUUAUAAUAGUUUAGUUGAGUUUUCAAAAAUAUACACAGAUUAUGAAGAAAUCGAAAAAAUGAAAAACAUAGAAGUAGAUAAUGAAAUAAAGAAAGAUUUUUUCAAAGUUUUUAGUAAUGCACUUCCAGUUUUCAUAGAAAAGGGUAAUUAUGAGUAUUUAGAUAUGAAUGAAAUAAACAAAAUUGAAGAAAGAAAAAAAAUCAUAAUUUUAUAUAAAAAUAUGGGAGAAAAAUAUAUAGAGGAAUAUAUUUUAAAGAAUUAUGAGGGCGAUAAAAUAAAUUAUCUUCAAAUGGACAAUUACGGAGCUGUUAUUUCUAUUUGCGGAAGUUUUUUAAAAAAUUUAUUGAAAGUAGAAGAAAACAAACCCAGAAGAAUUGGGGGUAAUGUAGAUGAGGGAAUGCUUAAAAAAGAGACGAUUAAAAGAGAAAAAGAUGUAGUAAAUAAUAAUACUAUAGAAAAUGAUAUGUUGAGUAAAAUACAUUUGAAGAUGAUAAACAAAAAUGAAUACAACUACACAAAUUGUGAAUUUUUAGAAAAUAAAAAGAUUGGUAUAUUUUCUCACAAUAAUUAUGAAUGCAAUGAAGGAGUUACUGGGGACUUGAAAGGAGUAGACUUAAGGAAUGGGAACUCAAUAAUUGGGAUAUCUCCUUCUGUAGUUUUGCCAAAUUCAUUUACAAUAGAACUGUGGUUAUAUUUUAACCCUAAAAAAAAAGAUAAUAAUAGUUUAAAAAGUUUUAUUAUUUGUGAUAAGAAUGGGAACUCUAUAUUUGUAAUAGACAGAAAGAAUGAUAAAAUCGAAAGCAUCGGUAUAUUUUCAAAUGAAAUAAACUUUUUAAGUGAAAAUUAUAAAAGACGGUAUUAUAUUUGUAAUGAGAAUAAGAAAUGUGGGAAAAAAGAAAAAACAAAUUUGGUUGUUAACAAAAAGGUAUAUAACGGUAUUUAUAUCCAAAGUAGAAAAUUGAAAAAAUGGAAAAAAAUUAAUAAAAUUGUAAAAAUAAAUAAAUGGAAUUUAUUAAACGUAACCAAAUGUGCAACUGGAUUAGUUUACUAUAUUAAUGGAAAAUAUUUAAGCAACAUUUCUCAUGAAAUAUUAAAUUUAGAGAAAUCAUUUGAAAUAUGCACAUUUGGUAAUUCUUGUUUCGGAAAUAAUAAUAUCGGAUUAUUUUCGUCUUUUAAAAUAUUCGAAUUUCUAAACAACGAAGAAAUAAAAAAAAGGUAUAAAUUGAUCAAGUGUGUGAAAAAUAAAGAAAUGAUAGGGGAUAAUAUUAAUAUGGAAAAAAAUAAUAAUGUUAUAGAAGGAAUAAAUAUUAAAAUGAAUUAUAUGAAAGGAAACGAGGAAGAACAUUUUAUAUAUUUUAUACAGUCUCAAAAAAACAAGUAUAGAGUUGUACCUACUAUAAAUGAUCCGAAAUAUAGGGUAAAAAUAUAUCAACUAAAAUUUGUUACUAUAAAAAAUGAAUGCAACAAAAAGGAGGAAAAUAGGGAUAAAGAAAAUAGGCGCAUGAAAUCCCAUUUCAAAAUUAUUAAUAUAGACAAUAUAGAUGAAUAUGGAUUUAAUUUUUAUUAUAAAAAGAUAGGUAAAAAAUUGGAUGGUGUUCCUAAAAUAUACGGCAUAAAUAUAUUUUCUGACUAUUUAAUAUUUGGUUGCGAUUUAUCACAAUUUUAUACAAUUGUUUUAUAUCCAUCUUUAUGUAUAUAUAAUGAGCUUGUUAAACCUUGUGGAUAUACUAUAUCUGGAUGGGUUUUUUUUCCAGUUGAAAAAAGUAUUUCCUUUUUAUCCUUGAUUAGUGGUGCAAAUGAUGUUCACGUGUGUGUAUUCAGUGAUGAUAUGAUCCUAGGAUCAAUUGAAAAUUAUGUUGGAUCCAAUGAAAAUAAUGAAAGGUGCGUGGUAUAUCAUUCUUCUGGGUUCAGUAUUAAAAACAUUAAAAAGGGAUGGUAUUAUUUGAGUGUUGUAGGGACCUUAAAUGGGCAAUUUUAUUUUAUAAAUGGAUGUUUUAAAGGAUAUCAUAAAUUUUGUUCUUUUGAUAAUAUAAAAUAUAUAGGUAACACUAGUUUAUUUAUUAAUCCGUUUCAUUAUAUAUGUUUCAUAAAGAUUGUAGGACGUGUUCUUUUCGUAAAUGAAAUAUUACAUGAAUAUAGCAUUGCGUCGGGAUAUAAUAAUUUUACAUACCUGUAUUAUUAUUAUUAUUUAUUUCCAUUUUUCUCAAAUAAAGAGAAAAAUUAUGAUGGAUCAUUUGUUUCAGGAAAUAGUUUAACUGAUAAACUACAUACUAAAACAGAUGUCAUAUCAAGUGAUGAUACAAAUUCAUUGUAUUGUUACAAUAAAGAAAAAUAUGUAUAUUUUUAUAUUACAAAAAAUUACAAUGUUUAUAUUUACCCUUUAGAAGAAUCUAAAAACUAUUAUUUCACUUUGUCUCUUGUAUCUAUGAUAAAUAAAAAAUUGUAUAUUUUUAAUAGUAUAAAUGAUCAAAUUAAUAAUUUAAAUAUAUAUUUUGAUAAUUAUAUAGCAUUACCUGAACAAUGGACAAUUUUUACACUUAUUAAUAUUCCCCAUAUAAAUAAGUCAAAUUACCAUUGUUUAGUAGGGGGGAUAAAUGGAAGAUCUCAUAUUGCUAUUGAUAAUGAUGAUAUGUCAUUAGGCGUUUUGGAAAAUGAAGUUUAUGAACAAACCGAAAAACAUAAUAAUAUUAAGGGCGGUGAUGAUGGCAACUUCACUCAGAUUCGAUAUAAAGAAAUGUAUCAAAAAUUUUACAGUUGCGGAUAUAAAAUUGAAAAUCCAUUAAACAAAAAUAUAUUACUAACAACUAGAUGCAUAAAUAAUCAACAGACAUUUUUUAUAAACAAUGUUAACGUAGGAACAUGUCGAUCAUGCCGCAGUCCUAUAACAUGUUUUGGAAAUUGUUUAUCAAGAAAUAAUGAAUACUCUGCUCCUUUUGGUAUUUACAAAUUUAUUAAAAUAGUUUUCGAGUAUAUUAAUGAUGACAAAAUUAAGGAAUUCUAUGCCAAUUAUAAUUUGUAA
Plasmodium vinckei vinckei is the source of this 6570-nucleotide messenger RNA. RefSeq names its product conserved protein, unknown function. The record is from RefSeq and is a predicted model, not a curated record. The transcript has 6 exons. The coding region runs from base 1 to 6570 and encodes 2189 amino acids. Lineage: Eukaryota; Apicomplexa; Aconoidasida; Haemosporida; Plasmodiidae.